UCAAAUUGAGUCUUUGGUUCUUUCGACUGUUGUCUAAUCUUCUCUCUGACUUGAAUAUCGAAGGAUGUCCGUCGGAGAUAUCUCUGAUCAACGAAGACUUUCUUUGCGGGUGCUGUUUUCGACGAUGAGGCGACGAGGGGAUUGGCUGCACCAGAUAGAUUGCAUCACGGAAAGAAGAAAGAUGAAGGGCGGAUUUGCGCGGGGUUUUGGCACCUCUUGCUUCUAUCCCGGCAGCGAUGUCAAUGGUAACCGUGGCCCUUCCGCUGCCACCCAGGCCCCACGGCGAGUAUUGAGAUCCCCAUGAAGAUCGGAUGUCGAGGAGUUCUACCCCGCUGUGCUCUCAAGAGAUCGAAAGCAUGAGCAAGAGCAAGAGCACACCAAAUGUUUGAUGAAAUACCCCUCUAGUGGUGAUAAACCUCUUGCACCGUUUGCAGGGGGAGCCUAAAUUCUUCUUCUUCUUUUUUUUUCUAAAUUGUUCUCUCCUCUUCCCUCACCACCUCCUUUCCUUCUGCACACUAGCGCCCGACUCAUCGCCUACAGCAUCCUCAUCAUGGAGAUGAGUGAGGGUCUAGAAAUAGGAGGUCAAAGAGAUGCUCAUGGCACCAAGAAGUGGAGACGGAUGUGGUUGGGUCCUUCGGGAUUGAAGAAAAAGCGGAAAAACUAACAUAGCCAGUGACAGUCUAUAGGUAUCACCUUGUCCGAAGGAUGGGUUCGGAUUAUUCUUUCCCUAUUGGGUUGUUGCCAUCAGAGAAAUGGGUGUUCGGCAUGUGUUGGUCGAUGAACUGGUGAAGGAAAUCCGUCGAACAAUUCUUGGUUUCUUGAGGGAAUCAUUAUUGAGCAAAAAUAGUCAUUGUUCUUUGGAUUGCACCCAUUGGGGAAAAAGCCUUUGGUCAAGGAAACCGCCCAUGGCAGAGGAAUCUGAGGAUUCUCAGAAAGAUAAGGAAUUUCAAAGAGGGGAACAUAGGAAGAUGGAGGGGUUAUACUGGAGGUUUCAAAGGGCAUUGGACUCUCAUGAUUGGGAACUUGCUGAGAGCUUGAUUUUGUCAAUCGAUCUACAAUAUCAUAACAUUGGGCUUUGUAUGGUGGUAAGUAGUAUUUGGUUUCUAUACACACCAAGAUUUGGACAAAGCUACUCACUUGAUUAAAAGGAUUGUCUCAAAUGGAGCACAUGAUUUCACAAAGGUGACUUGUCAGAGACGUCUUUUCUUGCAUUGUGAAUUUUGGCUCCUCUAAAUUGCACAAUGAGCUUUCCAAAUACCAAAACCGGCAUGAUUAAGAGUUAACCAUGGCUGGUCAUCUGGAGUAGCAAGAGAUGCUGUACCGGAGUUACUAGGUUUCUUGGUGGAGGGGGGUGCAGAAAAUGUAAACCAAUACUUCAUGAAAGCUACUCGAUUUGGGAGCACAGAACUUGUAAGCAUUUUAUUGCAGCUGACUCAGGCUAGAGGUUUGCAUGUGAACGUAAAUCUUGCCCUUUGUGUUGCCUCUGAAUACUCUAACAUCGACACCGUGGAGUGUCUCAUCACAGAGGGGCAUGCAACGUCCUUCUUGGGGCCCCUGAUGAUGGCUGCCAGGAAUGGUUGUGCCCCAGUUGUCCAGUGGUUUGUCAAGCGAGGAUGUGCUGAUAUGGAGCUCUGUUAUGCACUCACUGCUGCCACAUCAAGUAAUCAAGUUGCCAUCAUCACCUCCCUCCUCCAAUGCAUCCCUCAGCAGAUGCUCAACCUUUUCAGCUUUGGGAUCCUGAAGUCUGUGGGGGAGGAGAGACCUGAUUCUUUCCAAGGUGUUAACUUUCUUCUUAGUUCUGAUCUUCUCCGAGACCCUAUUGCAACGUAUGCAUUUACCAACAGUCUUGCAACAUCAAAUGAGGGGAUCAUCACAACUGAGCUGAGAGUUUUCUUACUUGAUCUUUGGUCGGUGGCGCAUUUGUUGAGGGAAUGAGAGCUGGAGAGGACC
This is a messenger RNA of Elaeis guineensis (African oil palm), 1950 nucleotides long. The record is from RefSeq and is a predicted model, not a curated record. NCBI's taxonomy places the organism in Eukaryota, Viridiplantae, Streptophyta, Magnoliopsida, Arecales, Arecaceae.